Messenger RNA from Hemiscyllium ocellatum (epaulette shark), 3708 nucleotides. RefSeq names its product myosin IIIA (gene myo3a). Gene Ontology annotation, cellular component: myosin complex. NCBI's taxonomy places the organism in Eukaryota, Metazoa, Chordata, Chondrichthyes, Orectolobiformes, Hemiscylliidae. The record is from RefSeq and is a predicted model, not a curated record. The transcript has 27 exons. Bases 1 to 3708 code for a protein of 1235 amino acids. Gene Ontology annotation, molecular function: cytoskeletal motor activity; ATP binding; protein binding.
AUGGUCUGGGUAAAUGCUUCCAGAGUGCAAAGCUUUGCUGUGAGAUGCCUCAUUAAAGACUUUGAACACCGCCCGACUGUCUCCGACCUCCUGGAACAUCCCUUUAUCAGACAGAUUCAAGGAAAAGAGAAGGCCCUGCAGAAACAACUCAUGGAGCUCAUAGACCUUCACCAACAAAUGGGUGCCAUUGAAAAGACAAGGCAUGAACGUAUCCACACAAAGAAGGGCCAAGACAUGAAGAGUAACCCCAUUUCAAAUCUGGUUAAUACAGACGAUCUUGCCACACUUGAAGUGUUAGAUGAAAAUACAGUCACUGAGCAGCUGCAAAAGCGUUACAGUGAGGAACAGAUAUAUACCUAUGUUGGAGACAUCCUCAUCGCUGUUAAUCCAUUCCAGAAACUCAACAUCUAUUCCACAGAGCAUUCCCGACAGUACAUUGCCGCGAAGCGUGCUGCGAAUCCACCCCACAUCUUUGCUGUGGCUGACAUUGCCUACCAGGCUAUGGUCACUUACAACUCAGAUCAGGAAAUUUUCCAGCGAAUCUUUGUCUUACAGACCAACAACAGGAUGUUGCAGGAGAAGAUUCUCCAGGUAAACAGCUUACUCGAAGCAUUUGGAAAUGCCUGCACAGUGAUCAACAACAACUCCAGCAGGUUUGGCAAGUAUUUGGAAAUGAGGUUUACCAGUGGCGGGACAGUCAUGGGGGCUCAAAUCUCAGAGUACCUGCUAGAGAAAUCAAGAGUCAUCCACCAGGCUCCGGGAGAGAAAAACUUCCAUAUUUUCUAUUAUAUCUAUGCUGGCCUAGCGCAGAAGAACAAGCUGGCUCAUUAUAAGUUGUCCAAAGGUCAACCACCAAGGUAUCUUCAGGAUGAGAAAAUUACAAUGAUGGAAGAAAUUGUAACUAAUUAUUUCUACAAGGUCCAGUUUGAAGCCCUCGAGCAGUGUUUCAAAGUCAUUGGUUUCACCCUGGAGGAACUGGGGAACAUAUACAGCAUUCUGGCAGCCAUAUUGAAUAUCGGCAACAUUGAGUUCACCUCAGUUGUGACGGAACACCAGACUGACAAAAGUAACAUUGUCAAUCUUGAAAUGCUUGAAAAUGCCUCUUCAUUGCUCUAUAUCCAAACUGAUGAGCUGCAGGAAGCUCUCACCUCUCAUUGUGUAGUGACUCGAGGAGAAACAAUUGUACGACCCAAUACAGUAGAGAAAGCAACUGAUGUCAGAGAUGCGACAGCCAAGGCUUUAUAUGGUCGCCUGUUCAGUUGGAUAGUCAACCGCAUCAAUACCUUACUAAAACCUGAGACGUUUCUGAGUGAUGAUGCUGAUAGUACAGACAAAGGAGCCAACAUUGGAAUUCUUGAUAUUUUUGGCUUUGAGAACUUUAAGAGAAAUUCCUUUGAACAGUUAUGCAUUAACAUUGCCAAUGAACAGAUUCAGUUCUACUUCAAUCAACACAUCUUUGCAUGGGAGCAGAAUGAAUACCUGAAUGAAAAUGUAGAUGCUCGUCUAGUUGAAUAUGAAGACAAUCGACCAUUGCUGGACAUGUUUCUACAGAAACCUGUGGGCCUUCUGUCACUGCUGGAUGAAGAAAGUCGCUUUCCUCAAGCCACUGACCAGACACUUGUAGGGAAGUUCGAAGACAAUCUCAAGUCAAAUUAUUUCUGGAGACCAAAAACGGUUGACUUAAGCUUUGGAAUUAAUCAUUAUGCAGGAAAGGUUCUUUACAAUGCCAGUGGCUUUCUAGCAAAGAAUCGAGACACUUUGCCAGCAGAUAUAGUCCUGUUGUUGAAAUCAUCUGACAAUAAAAUUACCAGGCAGGUUGUAACACACCCACUAACAAAAUCAGGAAAUCUGUCUCAUUCCAGGGGAAAAGGUGCAACUGUCCCUCGAGUUCGAACUCCUCAGCAUGCUACCAACCACUCAAAGACAUGUCUUCAAGAAAAACAACAGCUCCAAAUGCCACUCAAGAAGUCAGCAACUCACAACAACCUUCGGAACUCGUUCCGUCUGCCACAAGCAACUGCAGAGGUUGACAACGGAGAUUCUGUACUUAAUUCCAGGGAAACGACUAACAUGAAGACACAGACUGUUGCCUCUUAUUUCAGGUUUUCUCUCAUGGAUCUGCUGUCCAAAAUGGUGGGUGGUCUCCCUCAUUUUGUUCGUUGCAUUAAACCAAACAAUGACCGCCACGCUAAGAAAUUUGAUCAAGAGAAGGUCUUGGUCCAACUUCGUUACACGGGAAUUUUGGAGACAGCCCGAAUCCGAAGACAAGGAUAUUCACACCGCAUUCUCUUUGCCAAUUUCAUUGAAAGGUACUCCAUUCUUGCAUUUAAGUCGACUGAAGAACCACCAGUGAAUCCUGAUACGUGUGCUGCCAUCUUGGAAAAAGUUAAGCUUGAAAACUGGGUUCUGGGGAAGACCAAGGUAUUCCUUAAGUAUUACCACGUGGAACAGCUCAAUCUCAUGAAGAAAGAUAUCACAGAUCGAAUCGUGCUCGUACAGGCCUAUGUGAAGGCCUGGCUUGGAGCUAAAAGGUACAGAAGAAUACAAGAGAAGAGACAACAGAGUGCUGUUGCCAUUCAGUCAGCUUACAGAGGGCACAAAGUGAGGAUGGACAUUGCUAUUGAAAAACAGAAGAUAGAGCAGAGCACCAUCAAACUCCAGGCUGCGACAAGAGGAUACCUGUGCAGAAAAGAAUACAAAGAGAUGAUGGAGGAAAAGAGAAGUGCUGCAAUAAAAAUCCAGGCUCACUACAGAGGCUAUGUGGAGAGAAGGGAUAUCAACAUGAAAAUGCAAGUCCUAGGACAUGACACAAAGCAAACAAAUAUCUCUGGUCAAGAAAGGAACUCAAUCGAGGGUGAUGGAGUUAAGAACGAUUGUGUGUCCAAUAAAAGCACUAAAAACAAGCUUGGGGAAAAUCCAGGAAGGACACCAUCAGGCCAUGCUCUGAUCAAAGUUGAAGAAGGCGGAGGUCCAAAAGUCAUUCCUGGUAACCAAGAGAAAGGACUAAGUGAGAAAGAAGACACCAAAGCUGCAAUUGUUAUUCCAAAUAAAGAACUAGGUGCUACAGUUAAGGGAAAAGGGAAAUUAGACAGAAAAAGUCAGUUGACAAUCCAAGAAAAAUCUACAACAAUCGGUUUGGAGAAGGAUGAAGAACAAGCAGCAGUGAAAAUUCAAACCAAUUACAAAGGUUAUAAGGAAAGAAAAGAAAUUCAAGAUAAUACUACGAGAGAAGGAGAAAUGUUUGCUACCUUUUCAAAGCAGAUAACAAAGCGUUCUGAGGAAUUCUUGAUGGCUCAGAAGAAGCUGAAUGAUGUCCUUGGUUCACAAUAUCUAACGUUUAAAAAACAGAAUCCACCACCUGAAAAAAAACAACCUGAGAAAAAACCACCAAUUGAGAGAUCUCCAUCACCAGGUCCCAAUAAAGGAGCUGAUCAGAAACAACAAAGAACCCCCAGACGAACACAACCACCAAAGACACUGAAUACUCCUGAAGACAGCACCUAUUACAACCUCAUCCAUAGAUCUGUGCAAGAUGGAAAAAGAAGACCUCGGAAAGACAGCCAAGUAAAGUUGCUGGAUGCAGAUGAUCAUUACUACAAACAAAUUACACCCAAUGAUCCACUAUCCAGGGAGAAUCAUGUUGAAGCAACAGGGAGAAUACCACCUGCACAAGCCAGAUCUACAACACCUAACCGUUCCAACAGGUAG